Molecule: messenger RNA, 1022 nt
Organism: Prosopis cineraria
Lineage: Eukaryota; Viridiplantae; Streptophyta; Magnoliopsida; Fabales; Fabaceae
Product: probable WRKY transcription factor 14
Exons: 3
Coding region: 137-904 (255 amino acids)
Biological process (GO): regulation of DNA-templated transcription
Cellular component (GO): nucleus
Molecular function (GO): DNA-binding transcription factor activity; transcription cis-regulatory region binding
Source: RefSeq, a predicted model, not a curated record
UCCUUCCUCCUGUUUCUCUCUCUAAUCAAUCACAGCUCUCCUCUUGAUCCACUUCUUCUCUCUCCCCCUCUCAAAAUUCACUCUUUUCUAAGCCUCUUCCCAGAAACGCCAGUAAAAGAGGGGACAAUAAGCUACCAUGAAUGGCACUGCCUCCCCAAAACUUGAGUCAGAAGCUUCUCCGCAGCUCAACGCAAAAGAAGCCCAGCCGCUCAAAAAACGGAAAACAGCGGUGAAAGUGAGAAUUGCAGAGAAUGUUGGCAAACUUAAGAACGAAUGGCUGGCUUCUGAUUCCUGGUCUUGGAGAAAAUAUGGACAAAAGCCUAUUAAAGGAUCUCCUCACCCAAGAGGCUAUUACAGGUGCAGCACAUCCAAGGGCUGCUCGGCCAGAAAGCAAGUAGAGAGAUGCAGAACAGAUGCUUCAGUGCUCAUCGUUACUUAUACCUCUACUCAUAACCACCCACCUCCUUAUCGUCCCUCCAACCCUAAUCUAACCCUCCCAGAAAAGUCCCAAGACCAGUCCGUUGAAGAUCUUCCGGCGACCUCCAAAGUGGAAGACCAGGAAGAAAAGGAAAGGCGAAAGAGUCAUGAGCCCACGACGGUCCCUGAUCAGUGUGUAAACGAAGAAAAUUUUCAUUACUUGCAAUCGUCAGUUCAGUGCUCUCAAGACAUUAUCACUGACCAAGACCAUCCUUUCGAAAUGAACCCAGAGAAAACUCACGGUAGAAUAGAUCUCCUCUUAGAGGAAGAGCUCCCGAGUGAUUCUCAGUUCAAGAGCCCAUCAGCACCCAAAUCCGAAGAACAUGACUUUUUCGAUGAACUUGAAGAGCUGCCCAUAUCUGCACCUUUCUUAAACUUAAUCAGGCGCAAUUUCUCCGAGGAAAGGACUGCGGUUGCCCUUUCAUGACUCUAAGUUUUUUUUUUUUUUUUGUUGAGGAGUUGCUGCCCGAAGAAUGUAACUGAAAUGUUCCUAUGUACUACUACACCUGUUUCAGUUAGUGCUCGAUUCGGAAUCUUCUUUUUUA